Molecule: messenger RNA, 795 nt
Organism: Caenorhabditis briggsae
Lineage: Eukaryota; Metazoa; Nematoda; Chromadorea; Rhabditida; Rhabditidae
Exons: 5
Coding region: 1-795 (264 amino acids)
Biological process (GO): D-sorbitol catabolic process
Molecular function (GO): L-iditol 2-dehydrogenase (NAD+) activity; zinc ion binding
Source: RefSeq, a predicted model, not a curated record
AUGUCCGAAGACAACCUAUCAGCUGUCCUUCAUGGGGUUGAUGACCUCCGUCUGGAGCAGGUUCCAAUUCCGAAACCAGGAUCCAAACAGGUCUUGGUCCGAGUUCAUACUGUAGGAAUAUGUGGAAGUGAUGUGCAUUAUUGGACUCAUGGAGCCAUUGGACCGUUUGUGGUUAAAGAGCCAAUGAUUGUUGGCCAUGAAACAUCAGGAGUUGUAUCAGAGAUCGGAAGUGAGGUGCAACACUUGAAAGUUGGUGAUCGAAUUGCAAUGGAACCAGGAUUGCCAUGCAAACUUUGUGAGCAUUGUAAAACUGGAAGAUACAAUUUGUGUCCUGAAAUGAGAUUUUUCGCCACUCCCCCAAUCAAUGGAACGCUAUCCAGAUAUGUCGUCCAUGAUGCUGACUUUUGCUUCAAAGGCAAGUCGUUGGAGGCCGUAAGAGCGGAGAUCAUCAGCGCGUUGGGUGGACAGCAGCCACAUGUCUGUGUCGAGUGUACCGGUGCGCAGCCGAGUAUUGAGACGGCGAUAACUACUACCAAAUCAGGUGGAGUCAUAGUUCUUGUUGGUCUGGGAGCCGAUAGAGUUGAAAUUCCAAUUAUCGAAUCGGCCACAAGAGAGGUUGAUAUACGAGGAAUCUUCAGAUAUGUUAAUUGUUACCCAACUGCCAUUGAACUUCUUAGCUCUGGAAAACUGGAUCUCUCGGGACUGAGUCGUGCCCAUUACAAACUUGAAGAGACCUUGGAAGCCUUUAAGAGAACUCAAAAAGCUGAUGUUAUCAAAGUCUUUAUUCAAUGUUAA